Staurois parvus is the source of this 263-nucleotide messenger RNA. Lineage: Eukaryota; Metazoa; Chordata; Amphibia; Anura; Ranidae. The record is from the annotation of a GenBank genome assembly.
CUCAGGGGUGGACUGACCAUUUGGAAACUCGGGCACUGCCCGAGGGCCCGGGGUCAGUAGGGGGCCCCAUGAGAUGCCCCUGGUACCUUUUUCAUAGGCUUUUUUGAGUUUGGGCAAGGACACAGCGGCCCCAUGAUCCCCUAUUGCCCGGGAGCCCCAUGAGUUGUCAGUCCGCCCCUGGUUCAACUUGCCUCCUCAUCAAUGCCCACCAGUGCCGCCUCAUCAGUGUAGCCUAUCAAUGCCCAUUACUGCUGCCUAUCAGU